This is a messenger RNA of Gracilinanus agilis (Agile Gracile Mouse Opossum), 1967 nucleotides long. RefSeq names its product EGF like domain multiple 7 (gene EGFL7). The coding region runs from base 443 to 1285 and encodes 280 amino acids. Gene Ontology annotation, molecular function: calcium ion binding; signaling receptor binding. The record is from RefSeq and is a predicted model, not a curated record. Gene Ontology annotation, biological process: anatomical structure development. NCBI's taxonomy places the organism in Eukaryota, Metazoa, Chordata, Mammalia, Didelphimorphia, Didelphidae. The transcript is spliced from 10 exons. Gene Ontology annotation, cellular component: extracellular region; cell surface.
UCUGCAUGAAGCUGACCACUGCCACCUGACCAAGACAGAUGAGAGAAGAAGAAGCCACAGGGAUGGGAGGAAGGAGGCAGCCUCAAUGCCUCCCUGGAGGAGGUGGAGGUAGCCAGGACAGUGUGAUGAAGAGGUGGCUGGUGACCCUGUUGGGUCAAGAUUGGGGAGGCAGAUGUAUUCUGGGGGCUGAGAUGGAGAUGAAGAAGCGGUGGGGCUUGGAACAACUGUGGAAACAGGUUUUGCUCUGAAAUUAAGCAACCGAGUAUUUGGCCAAGACUAUGACCCACUAUCUGGCUCCCCUUGUUCCAAUAGCAAGCCAGAGGCAAUGACAAGAAUCCAGACAAAUGACUGAACCCUACAGACAAGUUUCAGGCCAUCCCAGCAACCAUGCAAAUGCGGUAGGAGGUGGAACGAGGACAGCAUUUCCCAGAGGAUACAGGAAAUGUGGGGUCCUGGAGGCUUCCUGGUGACCUGGAUUUUCAUUCUGGGACUGGGCAGCACAGAGGGUUUCUAUCGGCCAGGCCGUAGGAUAUGCUCCACAGCAGCUACCAGGCAAACUGUGCCUGUCACCGAGUCCUACAUCCAGAGGGUCUACCAGCCCUACAUCACCACCUGUGAAGGUCAUAAAGCUUGCAGCACCUAUCGGACCAUCUACAAGACUGCUUAUCGUUACACAUCUCAGAUAGCCUCCUCACCCCAGUAUGAUUGCUGCCCAGGUUGGAGAAGAAGUAAUGGGAUCCCUGGUUGUGGCACAGCAAUAUGCCAAUCACCUUGUCAGAAUGGAGGAAGCUGUACCAGGCCUGGUAAAUGCAAAUGUUCUGCAGGGUGGCAGGGAGAUACUUGCCAAAUAGAUGUGGAUGAGUGUAACAAGCCUGGUCAUGGCUGCCCCCAGAACUGCAUCAACAUUCCUGGGAGUUACUACUGCCAGUGCCAAAAGGGAUAUGAGCUGUCUUCCAAUGGGACACUAUGCCAGCCCCAGAGAGUUUCCCCAGGAGUGACCUCAACACUUAGUCCCACUGGGCAGCCUCAGCCAGAGGCUUCUGAUGAAAUGAAAGAAGAAAUAAAAAAGCUAAGGAAUCGAGUGGAUAUGUUGGAGGAGAAGCUGCAGCUGAUGCUGGCUCCCUUCCACAGCCUGGCACCCCAGGCCUCAGAAGAUGGACCAUCGGACCACAUAAGCCUUCUGUCCCACUCCUUCCAACAGCUGGAUCGUAUUGACUCCUUGAGUGAGCAGAUUCUAUUCCUGGAGGAACGGCUAGAGACCUGUUCCUGCAAGAACAAGCAAUAAGAGAUGCCCAGCCAAGCCCAGAGUCCUUGCUUGGCAGGGGAUUGAGAAUGGAGGCCCCAGAAUGGGACCACAGAGAAGCUGCCACAUCUUUUCCUUUUAAGAUGUCUGUCCUGAGUAUAAAUCUCAAGCCACAUACCACUCAACUUCAGGAAAAUAGUCUGGACUCUUUCCCACAAGUAGACCAAGCAGCAGGCUGCAAGGAAUAGCUUGUGAUAUUAGGAUGAACUGACACCCAGCCUUCUUUUAUCCUUCUUCCAUGACCCAACCUCACCAACCUCCCAUUCCCUCUUUUCCCUCGGUAAUGGUGGGACCUCAUCCUCCUUUCCCACUAUCUUGUUUCUGGAGUGAAGAAAAAAGCCACCAUCUUAUUAAGGUUCAUAUCUUCACCCUAGCUUGGAGAAGGCAGGCAUCAUUGGCACCAAGGAGCUAUGAGGCCCUAAAUCAGAUCAAGUGCCAAUCUGGCAGGGACCAUUUAGGAGAAGCAACAGUUAGAACUUAGGAAUGACAAACAAGAUAUGGUGGGGAAAAAACCAGGGAGUUUGGAGUAAGGGACCUAGAUUCUAAUCCUCCAGCCAUUUACUGUAUAGUCUUGGCCAAGACAGUUAGCCAGUUUCUUCAUUUAUAAAAAGAGGGAGAUAGUCUAAGUCAGUGGUUCCCAAACUUUUUUGGCCUACUGCCCCCU